UUCGAUAUCUGAUUCUGCUCUAAUUUCUUCACCUGAGACUGUUCUUGAUAUAAAGUCAUCAUCAAAUACAAGUUUACCUAUAAGAUCACAAACACCCGUUUCUGAGUAUCCUCCCGCUGUAGCACAAUCUAGUGCAGUUCAUGGUUCAGAAUCAACAUUAUCACUUCGUAUAUCAGCGUGUCCUACGAAUGCGGAAUUACCACAGCAACCAGAUUAUUAUACAGUAGGAGAUCCUUUAUCUUUAGGUCCUAAACGAAAAUCAGAAGAAGAAAUAAAAAAGAGCAGUAAAAAACUUCAAGCAUUUUAUCGUGAUCAAAAUGAUCUUAUUGAUGAAUUAUUAAGGCCGAUAGGUAAUAAACAAUCUAUUGAAGAAAUAAAUAGUAACAUCUUAAGGUUAAAAAUCGCCGUUAAUGGUUCUAUGGCUGUCAACAUUAUAUUAUUCGCACUUCAACUAUAUGCUGCAAUCAGUACUGGAUCCCUUUCUCUCUUUGCGACAAUGUCGGAUUCAUUUAUGGAUUUAUUAUCGAAUGCUAUAUUGUUAUUCGCAGGGAAAGCUGCUAAUGUAAAAAAUAUUUUACAAUAUCCAACAGGUAAAUCACGUGUGGAGACUGCCGGUAUUAUAGUAUUUUCCUCGUUGAUGACAACCGUGUCAAUUCAACUCAUUGUAGAGGCUAUUAAAACAUUUGUUGCUAAAGGAGAGAGUUCAAAAGUUACUUUACUUCCUAUAAUAUUUAUUAUUAUUGGCUUAGCUUCUAAGACCGUACUUUCAAUUUAUUGUUGGACACAGCGUCAAUUUCCACCUGCUCGUAUUCUCGCACAAGAUCACCGAAAUGAUUUGGUUAUCAAUACAUUCGGUUUAAUUAUGGCAUUGUUAGGUACACAUAUUGUGUGGUGGAUAGAUCCUCUCGGUGCUAUAACUAUAGCAUUAUUUAUUCUUUGGAGUUGGAUAAAUACUGCUUAUGAACAAAUAAAGUUGAUUGUUGGUAAGAGUGCAGAUCCUGGAUUCUUACAACGUGCUACAUAUAUCGCAUUAACACAUCAUCCAAAAGUUCUUCAAGUUGAUACAUGCCGGGCUUACCAUGCAGGUUCUAACCUUUUUGUGGAAGUAGAUAUUGUUAUGGAUAGAGAAACACCUCUUUGGGAAAGCCACGAUAUUGGUGAAAGUCUUCAGAUCAAAUUGGAAAAACUAGCGAAUGUGGAAAGAGCAUUUGUACAUGUUGAUUAUGAGACAAGCCAUAAGCCUGAACAUCAAAAAGAAGAAUGA
This is a messenger RNA of Dentiscutata erythropus, 1264 nucleotides long. The record is from the annotation of a GenBank genome assembly. Lineage: Eukaryota; Fungi; Glomeromycota; Glomeromycetes; Diversisporales; Gigasporaceae.